AUGCAUAAGGCAUCGCAGCCGCUACAAUCCUCUGACAAGCGACGAGACUCGGGAGUCUCAGAUGCGAACUCAGAAGAUGCGUACUACAACAUCGAGCCACUCAAUGACUUCGACCUCGACGCCGAAGAACCGAUCAAGGCACGCCCGUUCAAGCCCAAGUUUUACAUGACAAUGGCCAUCGAAAACACAACACUCUCCGAUCUCGUAGCAAUGGACAACACAUACCAAGAACGUAUCCAAAUGCGGCGCGACCUAAUCAGGGACUCGCACCACGAGGUAAUCGGCAACAACCCCAAAGCCGACCCAGCCGUAUCUGAACUAUACGCCUGGCUCACGACCACCUACCUCCCCCGCCGCUUCCCCACAAUAUUCACAUUCACUCCUAGCGGCCUCCUCAACCGGACGACCAAUGAGACACUCCCACCGACCCCCGACUCAGCCAGCCACGCGCUGACCAUCAUGGGCUCGCACGUUGAUGACGAAUUCCUGCUCCUGCUCCCCAGUGACAAGGAAGAAGACGCAGGCAAGUAUCGCCUCGAAGCAUUCACAACCUGUUUCCCGUCGGGCUUCCGCACACGCGCCAAGCUGGGCCUACUGCUGUCCGCGAUCCAUGCACCGGUGCCGCACUACGCGCAGAAACUCGAGCGGUCCAUGGACAAAUUCUUCACCGCGCUGCCUGUCGGGAAGAUAGUGAAGCGCUGGAAUUGGACCAUCUCGACGUCGGGCGACUUGUUCUGUGUCGCGGGCAACCACGCCACGAGUGCGGAGUUGGAGGACAAGGGCAGAGAGAAUGUUGACCUGCGGACCACGUUUUUGAGGUGCGAGAGGCAGACUCUGCACCGCCUGCCGCAGUCACAGGCUGUUGUUUUUGCAUUCAAGACGUAUCAGUAUCCGAUCCAGGAGCUGCGGGAUGAGGGCAGCGGCGAGGCGUUGUGCGAGGCUAUUGAUGGGAUGGGCACGGGCAGUGCGCCGCAGAUGGCGAUGUAUAAACGGCAGGUUGUUUGGGGUGAGAAGGUUAAGGCGUUUUUGAGAGGGGAGAUCGAUGUCAAUGCGUGA
Molecule: messenger RNA, 1056 nt
Organism: Didymella exigua CBS 183.55
Lineage: Eukaryota; Fungi; Ascomycota; Dothideomycetes; Pleosporales; Didymellaceae
Exons: 3
Coding region: 1-1056 (351 amino acids)
Source: RefSeq, a predicted model, not a curated record